CCGCCCCUUGUUCCGUGAAAUAGCCCAAACGCCGUCUUCAGCAAUCCGGUUUCUAGCCAAAGGCCACUGGAACGGCCCGUGAUUGAAAUACGACGACUCAGGGACGAAGUGGGGUAGCGAGAAAGCAGCUUACGUCCAAGUGGGAUCAUUAGACUGACCAACGCCUGGGCGGCUGCCGCCAAAUCAGGCGCCUAAGAGGACGCAGCAGCAGCAGCAGCAGCAGCAGGAGGGCGCGGGGGAGGGAAGAGCCGGGGUGGCUCGGCCCGAGAAAGUGCCCGACGUCUCCAUGGCGACCGUGGACGGAACAGCAUGGCGACGGAAGAGAAGGAAGGAGGGGCCGCCGCCUCUGCUGCUGCCGCCGCUGCGGAGUCUGUAAUAGCAGAAAUCCAGAAGAAAAUCACAGAUGCUUUUGAGGUGUUUGAUCAUGAGUGUAAUAAAACUGUGGAUGUCAGAGAGAUUGGCACAAUCAUUAGGUCAUUAGGCUGCUGCCCAAGUGAAGGUGAUUUGCAUGAUAUGCUUGCAGAGGUAGAAGAAGAAGAACCAACUGGGUUUAUACGUUUGGAAAAAUUUCUUCCUAUGAUGACUAGAGUACUAAUGGAAAGAAGAUACCGGCCCAUUCCAGAAGAUGUUCUUUUACGUGCAUUUGAGGUUUUAGAUCAGAAUAAAUGUGGACAUCUUACUAAAGAUGAGUUGAUCAAGUAUAUGACUGAAGAAGGUGAGCCUUUCACACAGGAAGAAAUGGAGGAAAUGCUCUCUGCUGCUGUAGAUCCAGAAACAAAUACUGUUCGAUACAAAGAUUACAUUUCAAUGAUGGUUGUGGAUGAGAACUAAGUACUUCAUGUAGCUCAUUGGUUUGAACUUUCUCCUGGAUACCUGUGAGUUAACUUCACUAGAGUUCUUCUGAAUCUGCCACAGGAUUUUAGCGAAGACCUCACAGUGAAAUCAUUUAUGUGUGAAAAUGUUGUUCUUUUUACUUAGAAAAAUGCAAGAUUUCCAAAACUUAGUUUUAAAAUGCCAGUCUGUUUGGAUAAGAGAACAGAAGUAGAGCUAACAUUUUGCAAGGAAAACACCUGUGUGUGACUACUCACAUGUAAGUUACAUUGGCUAGUGACCUGUUCCUAGUCUCAACUAGAAUGGACCCAUUGAUGAGAUUUAUGUACGUGUUGACUUACCAUUCAAUCGGUGUACUCUUUCGCUGAAACUAGCAUUAGGGCAUUCAAAUCAGCAAGGCUCAUUCCCAGGUGAUUGACUAUCAUACUGCACUUACUAAAUACAUGUACAGGAAGCCACAUUGAAAACAGUGUGAGUCAUUUCCAAGUAAGCAUGUAUAGGAUUAUAUUGCACAUACAGUAAAACAAUGACAUUUGUGAGGGGAAAAAAGCAUACAAAUGAUUUGUUGAACUUGUUCCAAUGGAGACAAAACUAGAAGAAGCAAGAGUUUAAAAAAUUCAUGGGGAUAAGCAGAAGAAUAAUGUCAUGGUGAACAUUUUGAAGGAGAUACAGACUGAGACCCCAUUUUCUAAGUUACACCAAAUAAAGCUGAUGGCAUCAGAUGUAGCAAUUUUAAGGAAAUAAAACAUUUCUAACUUCCCUUCAAAAGUCCCAAAGCUCCUAUGUAAUCCCUUUCCCAACUGGGAAGCCAUGGGGACUGCAGCCUUUAAUUACUGCAGCUUGCCACAGCUGGGGUGAUUUAUUUGUGGAUGUGAUUUUCAGUACUUAAAGACUUUCCCUUGUCCCAUGGCCCCUAAUGGCUUCCAGAUGCCAAAGAGACUCCAUGGGAGCUUACUAAUGGGAGAUGCAGUCCACUGGGAGUUGCAGUUCAACAAUACUUGGAGAGCCACAAGCCACAGAGCCUGAUGUACACUAAAAGUGACUUUGGCAGUGAAGCUUCUUUAAGAAAGUUACACAGCUUAAGGUUUGCUAAGAAAGUUAUGCAAAGUUCUGCAGAAAUCGGUGGGGGAGCUGUUGCUGAACUCAAAGAAUGUAAGCAAGGGCUCUUGACUUCGGAGCACUGUUUUCUCAUUGUCCCAAGAAAAGCACUUUGAGACAUGUUGCAACACUUCUUUGUUCACACUAUAUGUUUUAAUUUAUUCAUCCUAGGGGACUUGAUAUACACUCAAGAAGAUUCUCCUAGUUAAAUUAUAUCAGUGCUAGAGUUUUCUUCAGAGGUUAACAACAUUAUACAGUCUUGUUGACACUCUUUAAUACUUAUUUAGGAGUAGAUCGGAGAGGCUGCAGUUAAGAGCAAACUCCAUUGUGUUUAAGGCUUUUUACAAACAUACUUGGAGACACAUACCUCCCCCAGAGUCAGCAAAUAAAGGAAAAGCAGUAGAUAAGGUAAGUAUAAUCAGAAGGCUUCCAUGUAAUAUGGACCUGUAGGGAAUUUAAGUGAAAAGCAAACAACAUGUGGGACACUUUAUUUUUACUGGGCCAACUCAUGUUCAGAUU
Pogona vitticeps (central bearded dragon) is the source of this 2448-nucleotide messenger RNA. It is a transcript of the gene DRC8, whose product is annotated as dynein regulatory complex subunit 8. NCBI's taxonomy places the organism in Eukaryota, Metazoa, Chordata, Lepidosauria, Squamata, Agamidae. Gene Ontology annotation, molecular function: calcium ion binding. Gene Ontology annotation, cellular component: sperm principal piece. The record is from RefSeq and is a predicted model, not a curated record.